Triticum turgidum subsp. durum (durum wheat) is the source of this 960-nucleotide messenger RNA. The record is from the annotation of a GenBank genome assembly. Lineage: Eukaryota; Viridiplantae; Streptophyta; Magnoliopsida; Poales; Poaceae.
AUGUACAAAUUUCUGUUGGGUUGGUAUAAGAAGUUCCCAGAGUACAAAUCAAGAAGCUUAUUUCUUUCUGGAGAGAGCUACGCGGGGCAUUAUAUACCACAGCUAACCGAUGUUCUUCUCAUGCACAAUGAGAAAUCAAAGGGUUUUAAGUUCAAUAUAAAGGGGGUAGCUAUCGGGAAUCCGUUACUCGAGCUUGACAGGUAUAUCCGCGUGACAUAUGAGUACUUCUGGUCUCAUGGUAUGAUCUCCAAUGAAAUAUUUCUGGCCAUAAAGAAGGAUUGUGAUUUUGAGGAUUACACAUCCGGUGACCCCCACAAUGAGAGCAAGUCAUGCAAUGAUGCCAUUGACGAGGCAAAAGCUAUGGUUGGAGAAUAUGUUGACAACUAUGAUGUCAUUCUUGACGUCUGUUACCCAUCAAUUGUGACGCAGGAGCUAAGAUUGCGCAAAUAUGUGACCAAGAUCAGUUUAGGAGUGGAUGUUUGCAUGUCAUAUGAAAGUUCCUUCUACUUCAAUCUUCCAGAAGUGCAGCAUGCUCUUCAUGCUAAUAGAACACAUCUAACUUAUGGCUGGAGCAUGUGCAGUGAUGUGCUGAAUCUCACCGGAAAGGAUGUUUACAUCAACAUCUUGCCUUUACUUCAGAGAAUAGUGGAACAGAAGAUACCAGUUUGGAUAUUCAGCGGCGAUCAAGACUCUGUCGUGCCCCUCUUGGGCACCCGAACCCUUAUGCGAGAGCUAGCUCAUGCAAUGGGCUUGCCUGUCACAGCGCCGUACCGUGCUUGGUUCCGCAAAGGCCAGGUUGGAGGCUGGGCAACAGAGUACGGUAAUAUGCUCACCUUUGCAACAGUGCGGGGCGCAUCUCACAUGGUGCCAUUUUCACAACCAGACCGAGCUCUCGGCCUAUUUCGCUCGUUUGUGCUUGGACAGAGGCUCCCAAACACAACCCAUCCACCCAUUGACUAA